Messenger RNA from Athene cunicularia (burrowing owl), 2925 nucleotides. RefSeq names its product DNA topoisomerase I mitochondrial (gene TOP1MT). Gene Ontology annotation, molecular function: DNA topoisomerase type I (single strand cut, ATP-independent) activity; DNA binding. Gene Ontology annotation, biological process: DNA topological change; DNA replication. Gene Ontology annotation, cellular component: chromosome; mitochondrial nucleoid. The record is from RefSeq and is a predicted model, not a curated record. NCBI's taxonomy places the organism in Eukaryota, Metazoa, Chordata, Aves, Strigiformes, Strigidae. Bases 171 to 1682 code for a protein of 503 amino acids. The transcript is spliced from 13 exons.
GGGAAGAGGAGAAGAAAGAAGAUGGGGUGAAGUGGACCCAACUGGAGCACCGAGGACCCUACUUUGCCCCCGUCUAUGAGCCGCUGCCUGACGAUGUGCGGUUUUAUUACGAUGGUAAACCCCUGAAGCUGAGCCUGGCAACGGAGGAGAUUGCCACCUUCUAUGCUAAAAUGCUUGAUCACGAGUACACAACCAAGGAAAUCUUCCAGAACAACUUCUUCAACGACUGGAGGAAGGAGAUGACCUCAGAUGAACAGAAGAUAAUCAAGGACCUGGACAAGUGUGACUUCAGAGAGAUCCACAAGUACUUUGUGGAUAAAAGCGAGGCACGGAAAGCACUCUCCAAAGAGGAGAAGCAGAAACUGAAGGAGGAGGCGGAUAAGAUCCAGGAGGAAUAUGGGUACUGCAUCCUUGAUGGGCACCGGGAGAAGAUAGGCAACUUCAAAACUGAGCCGCCAGGGCUUUUCCGUGGCCGUGGUGACCACCCCAAGAUGGGCAUGCUGAAGAAGAGGAUCAUGCCUGAGGAUGUUGUCAUCAACUGCAGCAAGGACUCAAAGAUCCCUGAGCCACCAGAAGGGCACAAGUGGAAGGAGGUGCGCUUCGACAACACCGUUACCUGGCUGGCCUCGUGGACUGAAAACAUCCAGAACACUCUGAAGUACAUCAUGCUGAACCCCAGCUCCAAGCUGAAGGGGGAGAAGGAUUGGCAGAAAUAUGAGGUAGCCCGGCGUUUAAAGGAUGUUGUCCACAAAAUCCGUGCUCAGUACCGCAUUGACUGGAAGUCCAAGGAGAUGAAGAAGCGGCAGAGAGCAGUGGCCCUCUAUUUCAUUGAUAAGCUGGCCCUGCGAGCCGGCAAUGAGAAGGAGGAAGGGGAGACUGCGGACACGGUUGGCUGCUGCUCCCUGCGUGUGGAGCACAUCAGGCUGCACCCUCAACUGGAUGGGCAGGAGCACGUGGUGGAAUUUGAUUUCCUCGGGAAAGACUCGAUCCGUUACUACAACAAAGUGUCAGUGGAGAAGAUGGUGUUCAAGAACCUGCAGCUCUUCAUGAAAAACAAGGACCCGUCAGAUGACCUCUUUGACAGGCUCAAUACAUCCAUCUUGAACAGACACCUCCAGAGUCUGAUGGAUGGUUUGAGCGCCAAAGUUUUCAGGACCUACAAUGCCUCCAUCACCCUGCAGGAGCAGCUCAAGGCACUCACUAACUCUGAAGACAAUGUCGCGGGAAAGCUCCUCUCCUACAACCGAGCUAACCGAGCUGUGGCCAUCCUGUGCAAUCAUCAGAGGUCUACACCGAAAACCUUCGAGAAGUCCAUGCAGAACCUCCAGGCCAAGAUCGAUGCCAAGAAGCAACAGGUGGAGGAAGCCCAGGAAGAGCUGAAAAAAGCCGAAGAUGAGUUUGAAGACACAAAAGAUGCCAAAGCAGAAGCCAAUGUGGAGAAGAAAAAGAAGCUGUUGAAGCGGCUGGAAGAGCAGCUGGCCAAGCUGAACGUCCAGGCCACAGAUAAGGAGGAGAACAAGCAGAUAGCUCUGGGCACAUCCAAGCUGAAUUACCUGGACCCCAGGAUUAGCAUAGCUUGGUGCAAGAAGUUCGGCGUGCCCAUCGAGAAGAUCUACAACAAGACACAGAGGGAGAAGUUUGCCUGGGCGAUCGACAUGGCCGACGAGGACUUUGAAUUCUGAGACGAUGCUUCUUCUGUUACAUCCUGCUCCUUUGGUGCUAUGGGAAAGCUUUUUUUUAUGUGCUGCUGCAGUCACUGCAGGGGUGGGGCUGGGGGUGUGGGUGUGUGUGUGUCUGAUAAAAGCUCUUUUUGCCGCCUUUGUAUACCAAGAAAACACCCAGUUUCUAGUUGAAACAGGUAUUGCUGACUUGUGACACUCAUCCUGACUGCAGUGACUUUGAAGUGAACUUCUAAUUCCUCUUCAGAGUUCCCGAGUGCUUUGUAUCUUUUCCUCUUCCGGAGUCUAGGAAGAAGAUUGAAUGAGAGCCUUAAUUGUGCUGAUUAAACAAGAUUAGAUCUAAUCCCAUCUCCUUGAUGGAGUGGAGCUGUGCUGCCCUUUACAGACUUUGUGCAUUGGCUUUGGGGAAACGCAAGGCAAUGGCAGCACCAAAGCAGGGAGCUGCAGUAUAAAACCUGGGCUUAGGCCGGGGGUGUGCUGGGAGGAAGGUAAGAAACUCAGGGUUUUACCUGUCAGGGUAUUUUGUGCUCUUUUACCUCCAGGAGAGGAGAAAAUUGUGCAAUUGCACAAACAUAAUCAAAAUGGAAGAAAUGUUGUGGGAGGGAGCGGAUCACACGGCAGGAGGAGGGAGCAGAGGAUGAUGCUGGAUUAAGGAGCAGGUUUCACACUGAAGGGAUGAAAUUCACCUUGGCAUGAGGUUCUUUAAUCACCCCUGUGCGGUUAAACCGUGAUCUGAAAGGUGACCUCUCAUUUGGGGCUGUAUUUAUUUUUUUUUUCCCCUUCUCCUACUUACUUCAGUUGGUUCUGGCUCAGCUCACUAUCUAUAGCAGAAACGAAACCGUCCAGCCCCAGCUUUAUCACUGGAAAAGGAUGAUGCUGGUGGUGGGGCUGGGUCAGACUACGGUGGGCUGUGAGCAUGCUGGGGGGGUGGUACCAAUCUUGCUGGAGCUGUGCCUGUGUGGGAGGACAGCUUUGCCAUCAUGCUGCAUCCUUGCCAGUCUGCUCCCGCUGGGCAUGGAGCAGGCAGGGAGGGGUGCUAUAAGCUGUUGCCUAAUUUGCUGCUCUUCAGAGGGGGGGGAAAAAAAAGUAUCAGUUUGUACCUGGCAAACAGUUAACCUACAUACCAGUGAAUCUCAGGUGUAAGCAAGCUGUUGCAUUGGCAGCAAAGCCUUCUGGCAUCUUAGGGUUGAUGUUCAGGUCGCUACGGCCCAGAGCUCUCGGUGCUACCCGUGUUGUUCACUUACAG